Dissoconium aciculare CBS 342.82 is the source of this 1029-nucleotide messenger RNA. RefSeq lists its product as uncharacterized. Gene Ontology annotation, molecular function: structural constituent of ribosome. The record is from RefSeq and is a predicted model, not a curated record. The coding region runs from base 1 to 609 and encodes 202 amino acids. Lineage: Eukaryota; Fungi; Ascomycota; Dothideomycetes; Mycosphaerellales; Dissoconiaceae. Gene Ontology annotation, cellular component: mitochondrial large ribosomal subunit. The transcript has a single exon.
AUGGCGACCUCGUUGACGGCCAAACAAUACAUCGAGGUCGCUCAAAGUCUGCCUCCUAGGCUGCUCAAUUUCUUUAAAAAGCAUCCUCCACCCUCCGUGGGCGUGCUCUCAAACAACCAGAAGGUUCAAUUGAUUGCCCGGAGAGACCUCAAAACACUCAACGCUGGCGGCUCUGCAGAUGCCGAAGGAUCAUCACUAUCAACCGAAUCCGCCACCUCCAAUGAAUCGACCUCGUCCACGGCAAUAAGUCCUUUCCUGUCGCGAAACCCUUUUCUCCCGAUGAAGAAGCCGAGGAGCACGACCUGGAUCGGGCCAUCCAUCUCAUUACGGCGGCAAGCCGAACUGUACAAGAUUGCAAUGGCCCACGGAGUCUUGGAUCUGAUGCCUCUAGGGCCAAAGCAUCCAGAAGUUCGAGAACAAAAGCGGAUUGAGCAGGGGCUCCGAGUACAAGGAACCGGUAUCGGCAAAAAGGUCAAAGGAAAAUACUGGGAGCGGACAAUGCAAGGCAAGUUGGAAGAGCGGAGGAAGGCUAUGGCAGGUAUGCCUGAGCUUAUCAGAGCAUGGAAGCUGGCUGGCUAUGGUCGCUACUGGAAGAAAUGGCCAAAAUAAAGGAGUGAUAUGUCACCUCGGAUGGCAUAGAAUUUUCGCGCCAACUCCUAUUCAGCAUGAUCAGUCAUCAUACUGAGCUGCAUGGAUCUUCGCCGGGAGCGCCGUUGAGGAAUCAUCAGUUAAUUGCCGUCUGGCGAUCGAUCGAGCAACGAAGAUGCAUUUCGUCAGAGAUCCAGGUUGCGAGUUGUCCUCGCGGAGGGACCUGCAUUCUGCAUUUUGGGUGAUCAGACGGUCCAUUACGUUACCUGGCCCAUGCGCGCGACGGUCAAUACCGCAGGACCUAUCAAUCGCUGUAGAAUAUGUAUUAUAAUCUGUAUCAGAAGCAUUGAACGUUGCGUCCAGAGGCUAACGUUUGACUGUUGUACAUCGCUAUGUUCAGUAGAAACUAUCAAUACAUAUUGAAGGAAGUUCGAGCGCUGU